AUGGGCACUAGAGCUGCUCCCAAUUUCGCAAAUGUAUAUAUGGGCCAACUAGGGGAUAAAUUUGUUUACCAGACGGAACGGUUAAAUUAUAUUAUUGACUGGGUACGUUUCAUUGAUGAUAUAUAUCUAAUUUGGAAAGGAAGCAAAGACUCUCUUACAGCUUUUAUAGGGUACCUUAACGUCGUGGUACCACUGAUUACAUUCACGCACAAAAUCUCCCGCAGUUCUGUGAACUUUCUUGAUACUAAGGUGAUAAAGAUUUCUAUGAGUGACAUCAACACAGAUUUGUACCAGAAACCCACCGACACCCACGCAUACCUACACUGGACCUUGGCCCAUCCGCCACAUUUNUUUAAAUAG
Molecule: messenger RNA, 360 nt
Organism: Porites evermanni
Lineage: Eukaryota; Metazoa; Cnidaria; Anthozoa; Scleractinia; Poritidae
Source: the annotation of a GenBank genome assembly